GAAAGUAUGUUCAAGGUCUUCGCGGUGCUGACAAAAAAAUCGACGCAUUUCCCUGUCCUACAUGUCGCUCAGAGUUCACGCUCAAAUCGAACCAAGAUGUUGCUGAACUGCCAAGUAGUUAUUUCAUCAAGAAUAUGCUGGAAAUUAUGGCGAUUCAACAAAAAGCAAAAACAUCUACUGCAUGUUCACGUUGCCAAAAUCCUGCCAUUAAUCACUGCCCAUCAUGCGAAAUAUUUAUGUGCAAUAAAUGUUCUGGGUCUCACGAUGGUUGGUUCAAAAACCAUAAUAGUUUAUCGCUACAAGAACUAGGCAAUCUUGAAAAUCAAGUGAAAAUGAGAAGAAAGCUUUAUUGCUCAAAACACGAAGACAAAAUACUUGAAUAUUAUUGUGAAACAUGCAAAGAACUUUGCUGUAUAGAUUGUGUAGUGUUAAGUCACCAGAAACCAAACCAUUCUUGUGUGGCAAUGCGCGAGAUCACACAGAAGCAAAGAGAAACAUUGCAAUCAAGCUGCACAACACUUGAUGAGAAAUUAGCUGAAGGAAAGGAAACGUUAAACAACAUUUGUGAGGUGAUGAAGUCUCUUGAAAAGAAUGCUAAAACUGCUAAAGAUCAAAUUAAAGAACAAAAUGAAAAUAUCUUAAAGAUUGUUGCAGAAAAACUUGAUGAGAGAGCGGAAAGAAUGAAUGAGGAAGUGGACAAAGUUUGUAGUUCAUUACACAGUGAAUUGAGCAAACAACAUGAUGAAAUGAAGGAUUAUCUUGAUAAAAUCCAAGCUUCAAUGUCCUUGCCAAGAAAUCUCCUGAAGAGAGGAAGUAUCGAAGAAAUUAUCACAUCACAAAAAUUGAUUGAAGAGAAAAUUGAGAAAUUGGGAAAUGAACGGCCCGGGAAUAUGGCCGCAGUGAAUGAUGGUGGUAUUCAGUAUGUACCUGAUGACAUUGGGAAUAUCAAUGUUGAUGAAAUUGUUGAUAAAUUGGGAUAUGUACAGGUAGCAG
Paramuricea clavata is the source of this 993-nucleotide messenger RNA. Lineage: Eukaryota; Metazoa; Cnidaria; Anthozoa; Malacalcyonacea; Plexauridae. The record is from the annotation of a GenBank genome assembly.